AAGUUGACACAAACACACACACUAACGGCGGAUGACCUCUCUUCUCGCCGUCCAUUUCGUUCCCUAAUAUCCGUAUCACACUAUAACUACAACUUCUAGAGAGAGAAAACAAAUCAAACUCCUAGUGGAGAGAGAGAAUCACAAAACCAAAAACACCACCACCACCACCACCCCCGCCACCGCCACCCAAAACCCUCUUAUCCCCACCAUUCCGUCACAAUUAAUUUCUCCUCUCCGUCGUCCCAUCACCACCUCCUCUCCGUCGUCCCAUACUUCACUAUCUCCUUCAAAAUUUUAUCAAUUGGUUGUUAUUAUUAUUAAUUCUAUAUUGUUGCCCUCCGGCGAUGUCAACCGGUGGCGCCGCUAACUCCUCCGCCAACGGCGGCCAACUUCCGGCCGCACCCACCACCCACCGCCGUCGAGUGGUGGAUUUCACCACCGACGAGGAGAAAUCGUCGGAAUUUGUGGUAAACGGAGUUUACGGCGAGGAUGAAAUGAACGGCGGCGAACACGUGGGCGACCACCACCACCACCACUACUCGCUGCUCUGGUACCUUUUGCUGCGGAAAAAGGGGGCGGAGAUUCCGGGAACGUGGUUGUUUAAGGUGGAUGAUUUGUUGCCGACGGUGUGUACGAUCGCGGGGUCUCUAAAACCGCGGAGGAAUACGCGCCGUCUGAUCUUUGGCGCUUUGGUGAUGAUGGUGGCGUUCUCGGUGUUCGUGAAGUUCUCAGGUAGUAAUGUGGAGGAGGGAGAGAAGAGUUCAGAGAAUGGGCAGUUGAGUAUGCAGGAUCAGAGGGUUGUGUCCGAUGGCGAGGUCUCCUCUGAAGCCGUUAUGCCAAAGCCAAAGAGGUCUUUGGAGAAUCUUGUUACGGCGGAAAUUUGGACAAGACCAAACAGUGAUAACUAUUAUCAAUGCGUUACCAGGCCAAGGAAUCGAAUAAGGACUGGGACUGCAACCAAUGGUUAUAUUCAAGUUCAUGCCAAUGGCGGAUUGAAUCAAAUGAGAACUGGGAUUUGUGAUAUGGUUGCUAUUGCAAAGAUUAUGAACGCCACGUUGGUUCUUCCUUGUCUAGACCAUGAUUCAUUCUGGACAGAUCCAAGUGAUUUCAAGGACAUUUUUGAUUGGAAGAAUUUUAUUGAAGUUUUAAAAGAUGAUAUCGAGAUAGUUGAAUCUUUACCGCCAAGCCUUGAGGGAGUGAAGACGCAUGUAAAGGCCCCCAUUUCCUGGUCUAAGUCAAGUUACUAUAGAAAGGAGAUGGGUCAUUUGUUACAACGGCAUAAGGUGAUCAAAUUUAGCCAUUCCGAUUCAAGACUUGCUAAUAAUGGACUUGCACCCUCUAUCCAAAGGCUUAGAUGCCGUGCCAAUUACGAGGCUCUUCGAUACACAAAGGAGAUCGAGGAGCUUGGGAAGAAACUGGUUGACAGACUUUGGGAAGAUGGCGAGCCAUUUGUUGCUUUACAUUUGAGAUACGAGAAAGAUAUGCUUGCUUUCACUGGCUGCAGCCACAAUCUCACCGCUGAAGAGUCAGAGGAGCUUCAUACCAUGAGGUACAAUGUCAAGCAUUGGAAGGAGAAAGAGAUAGACGGCAAAGAACGACGACUCCAAGGGGGAUGCCCCAUGUCACCGAGGGAGGCAGCCCUAUUCCUCAAGGCCUUGGGUUAUCCUUCCACCACGACCAUAUACAUCGUUGCAGGAGAAAUAUAUGGUAGUAACAGCAUGGCAGCAUUCCGUAAGGAGUACCCAAAGGUUCUCUCUCACUCCACUCUUGCAACAAAAGAAGAGUUGGAACCCUUCAAGGACUAUCAGAAUCGCCUUGCUGCCUUGGACUAUAUUGUGGCACUCGAAAGCGAUGUCUUUGUUUACACAUAUGAUGGGAAUAUGGCAAAGGCAGUGCAAGGGCACAGGAAGUUCGAAGGGUUUCGAAAGACUAUAAACCCUGACAGGCAAAAUUUUGUGAAACUAAUCGAUCAGUUGGAUGAGGGUGUUAUAACUUGGGAAGAAUUUUCUUCGGAGGUCAAGAGUUCACACUCGGACAGGCUUGGAGCGCCAUAUCCUAGACAGGCAGGAGAAUCACCAAGGCUGGAGGAGAACUUCUAUGCAAAUCCUUUCCCUGGUUGUAUUUGUAAUAGAUCUCAGGAGCAAAUCAGUGGCCAGCCAUUUAUUGAUCGGAGACCGACGACGAGGCUAAGGGGGGUUGCCUCACAAAAAUAGUGAUUUGCAUUAAAUAUACGGCUUCCCACUGUAAAGUAGAGGAUAUAAGUACACCUUCCUUCCACAUGGGUUCGUUUUUGGAAGGAAUUGAUUUUUUUUUUGGGUCAUUCAGGAGGAGAUCAUUAGAAGUCUCAGGUUACAGGUGCAAGUUCCAUUUUGUUUUUAUUUUUUCUUGUAUAGAUUAAUAAAAGCAAUGUGGGAAAGCAGAAGCGGUCAUAUUAUAGAUUUUAAUACAACACAGGUCAGGAACAUGGCAUAGGGACCUUCUCCCGGAUAGAUGUGGAGUACCAUUUAUUGAUUUAUUGGUUAUUUUUUAUUCGAAUCCAAUUGCGAAAUUGUGCGUGUAAUAUUUGAUUGAGAAAUCAUAGUAUAAAUUCAUUAGUCUUUUUCUAUA
Cornus florida is the source of this 2607-nucleotide messenger RNA. Its product is annotated as O-fucosyltransferase 28. Gene Ontology annotation, cellular component: cytoplasm. The transcript is spliced from 8 exons. Lineage: Eukaryota; Viridiplantae; Streptophyta; Magnoliopsida; Cornales; Cornaceae. The coding region runs from base 345 to 2213 and encodes 622 amino acids. The record is from RefSeq and is a predicted model, not a curated record.